AUGGAGGAACAAUUACUCGCGUUGAACGAACAAGGAGAUGGACCAAUAGCAGCAGGACCAUUGUCUUCCAUGUCGCAAAGUUCUUCAGAGUCAAGUCUGAUGAGAGGAAGCUCCCUUUUGGAACGCAUUCGAGUCCAACGAGAACGAGAAGCGGCCAUGGAGCCUUCCACGACCGAAAUGGGCGGUUAUAGUAGUAAUCAUUACAAUCCACCCAACUUGGCGGAUGGUGGAGCUGGCAAUCCGACACUUGGGCGGGUAUCCAUGAAUUUCGAAGACAACUUUUCCAAUGAUGCGACGCGAGGAUUAUUGGCAGGAAAUGGUGGUGCCAACGCGCAAGACGACUACAGUAUGAAGGAAUACUUUCUGACGUUUGUGGUGGACAUGUACAGUCUUUUCCGAUCCCUCCCUGUAAUUGGACAAAUCAUAAUGAUUGCAGUGAUGCUAUAUCUCAUUUGGAUUCUGAUCUAA
Molecule: messenger RNA, 468 nt
Organism: Cylindrotheca closterium
Lineage: Eukaryota; Bacillariophyta; Bacillariophyceae; Bacillariales; Bacillariaceae
Source: the annotation of a GenBank genome assembly